GAAGUCCGCAGAUACGCAGCUUAUUGAUUCUACUGUUUGGCCAUGUCGCAACCACCCACUGAAGAAACCAACUCGUCACUCACAGCCGCACAGCAGUUUCUGGAUUCAAUAGACGCCGAUGUCGGUCUAUCGUCUGCAAACGACCAUCCGGAUACUGGAGCUGAUUCCCAAAAGCCUGCCGAUGCCAAGGAGAUCAUGUCGUUUAUCGACGAAUGGACAUCUGAACCAACUGAAGGCGUGUCAAGCAAGGAAGAACCAAGUCAACCACAAGUGACAGGAAACAACCUACAAAGAGAUAUACCUCAAGAUAACAAUGGCGGAUGGGCUUCUUGGGGAAGCUCCCUUUGGUCACAGGCCAGUGCUGCCGUCAAAGCAGGUACGGAUCAAAUCAACAAAGUUACACAGGACUCUGAAACGGCCAAGCUAUUGGAAGGUCGUGUGAAGGAUAUUCAAUCCUUCGUGAAUAAGGAAAACAUUGGUAAAAUAGGUAGCGAGCUCCGAACUCUUACGUUGAAUGGAGUUAAUACAUUGCUUGAUACUGUUGCUCCCCCACUUUCGGACGAGGAAAUUGUGGAAAUCUGGCUAAGCAAGAGCCAGCUUGGCUAUCUAGGUUUGGAACAAAUCACUUAUCGAGCUUGGUCAUCUGUACUGGAACAGACGGCCACCGGAGAUGUCGUCGUUCAGACCGACCAAAAUGAGGGUAAAAACGAUACCGAUGGCGGCGCUUUCACAAUAACGCUUCACGAAAGCUUGGCAAAAGCUAAAGAGGCUGCUAAAGAGGACAUCCUAAAGCUGGUAGAAAGACACCCGGCACCCACCUCUACUACAGACACCACCAACCCAUCAGAAGGACAGAGUGAAAUCAAAAUUUGUCCAGUGUAUCUCUCCAUCCAAGCCAGUAAUCUUGACCUUAUGACCGAUCAAAAUGAACACAUGACCCUUACGCUAAUGUUGAGUGACCCGAAACAUCAAUUGGAAUUCCACGGUCUCUCUCAAAGUAUCCCUAAAAAAUGGUUGGACAUUCCUUACGAAGAAAACGAAUGGGUGGAGGAGAAAUUGGCCAAGGUUUUGAGAUUAGCCCUCACUACCAUUGCUCAAGAAUAUGUUUGGACCCGAAUGAAUCGUAUCGAAUAAUGGAAGAAGAAAAAAAAAAAAAAAAACAGAUAUCAUGGAUGGGUAUCGAACCGGAGUUUAGAAUAUAGCCCAUUUUUUCUUGUAUUUUCUCCAGUUUGGUUUCG
This is a messenger RNA of Umbelopsis ramanniana AG, 1238 nucleotides long. RefSeq lists its product as uncharacterized. Lineage: Eukaryota; Fungi; Mucoromycota; Umbelopsidomycetes; Umbelopsidales; Umbelopsidaceae. The transcript is spliced from 3 exons. The coding region runs from base 43 to 1134 and encodes 363 amino acids. The record is from RefSeq and is a predicted model, not a curated record.